This is a messenger RNA of Fonticula alba, 3479 nucleotides long. RefSeq lists its product as hypothetical. The annotation marks the transcript as partial. The transcript is spliced from 2 exons. The record is from RefSeq and is a predicted model, not a curated record. Lineage: Eukaryota; Rotosphaerida; Fonticulaceae.
GCCCCUGCUUUUGGCUCGCCUCCCCCCACCCGCCCCAUGCCCUCGGCAGCUGGCGCAGAUCGCAUGGGGCCGAUGCUGCGAGCGCUGCUCCUGGCGCUAUGCUGCGCGGCCCUGACCACCGCGCAGGACCUCUUCCUGUACAGUGCCCCGCACGAGGUCAUCCAGACGCCGAGCCAGGUGACCUUCGUCACCAACCCCGGGGCGCACUCCCUGGCCGGGCUCCCGGGCGGAAGCCGGGAAUUCCGCCUGCACCACCAGUCGGUCUUCCUGGACGAGUCGCCGGAAAUCCGCUGGGGAGCCUUCUUCGGCCCGGCAGCCGAGAUCCUGGUCAACCCGGCGACCGGCUUCGGGGCCGGCUCGCAUCCCAUGCUUGUCCCGGUGGCUGGCAGCCCCCUGCCCAUGGUCAUCCAGUGCACGACCGACGGGGUGGGCUUCUACACCCGGCCCGAGAGGCGGGCCCUGCCGGCGGCGGAUGCCCAGGUGCUGGCGGCGGCGGCCUCAUCCGCCAUGUCGGUGACCCUGCUCGGGGUCGCCGGGGCCGAUGGCCCAUCGCCGCAGGGCUUCCUGGCCAUCCUCAGCGAGGAGGCACUCGACGUUGUGUAUGCCUUUGAGAUGUCGCCGUCGCAGCGCCUGUCGGCGGCCGCCGGCGGCGGGCAGCGUUUCUACCUGGCCAACGGAAGUGUGAUCAUGUACCUUUCCCUCUCGCUCUCGGACCGCGCCGUGCAAACCUACCAGGCCCCCCUGCCCGGGGCCAUCAUCAGUCUGGCCGCCACGCGACUGGCCUCGCCGGCGGCCGCCUGCCCGGCUGACGCGGACAUCCUGCUCCUGCUGGACACCGGCAACCUCUACAUCUUCUCCUGCUACGACACGACCGGGUCGGCGGGCACCAUCUUGACCAGCCUGCCGGCCGGGGUGCCGGCGGCCGGGGCCCGGAUCUUGGCCCCGCCGGCCGCGUCCAUGAUCGAGGCGCUGCCCUGGUUCCUGAUCUUGGCCCCCGGGGCGGCGGACCGCCGCGACCGGGUCUGGCGCGGGGACCUCCUGGCCAAUGACAUCUCCUGGCGCCGGGUGGUGCUGCCCUCGACGGCCUAUGCGCUGGACGGGCUGCAGCUGGCCCACCUGGCCGUGCCCCAGGCCGCCGGCCUGUGGGCGCUGGUCUUCAACAAGACCGUGCUCUUCGAGCCCCGGGAGUUCGGCUGCUCCACCGACCGCAGCAUCCAGUGCGACAACGAGUCGACCAUCUCGCCGAAUGCGCCGGGCUGGCGAUGCCUCACCGGGCACUUCCCAUCGCCCUACGUGUCGUCGGAUCACCUGUGCCCGGGCUGCGUCGAUAACUGGCAACUGGAGCGCUCGGACGAGGACUAUCCCAUGUCCAAUCCCGAGCACCAAUGCUCCCCCUGCUCGAGCACCGGCUGCCAGACAUGCUCCGCCCGCCAUUGCCUCGUGUGUGCGUGGCACCGGAUCCCGGAGGCCAGCGGCCCCGACGGGACGACCCGCUGUGUGGAGGCCUGCUCCGAGGGCUUCGCCCUGGUGGCCGGGGUGUGUCGCCCGGAUGGGCUGGUCCUUCCGCGCGCCAGGCUGGCCGAGCCGGAGGCCGAGGACCUGCCCGGCCUGCCCCCCGGCCGGGCCAUCACCGCCAUCGGGGAGACAUGGCUGGCGCUGGACCCGGUGACCGGGCUGCCGGUGCUGCCGGCGACCCCCGGCCCACCGCUGGGGACCCUGCUCUUUGGCGGCCCACAGGAGGUCCUCUUCCUGGCCCAGGGGGACAUGACCAGCCCGGCCCGGCCGCCGGCCAGGCCGAUGUCGCUGCUGGACCAGGCCCUGCCGGGCCCGGUGGUGGCCUAUGCCGAGGCCGGGCCCUUCCAGCAUGGCCCCCGGCGGGCGUAUGCCCUGCUGAUGCUCGAUGCGGGCGGCAUCCUCCACCAGGCGUGGGUGUGGUGCGCCGAGCCCGGGCCCGGGGCCUGCGUGGCCGAUGGGCCAGCCCGGCCGGCCCCCCUGCCGCUGGCCCGCCCGUGCCUCAUGCUCCGGCGCUUGGAUGCGCACCGGGUCCUGAUGCAGGUGACCUCCACGGAGAUGGUCCUCUUGACCCCGGACCCGGGCAGCCAGGGGGCCUCUUCCCUGGUGCUCCCCGCCACCGGGCUGGUGAGUCUGUCGGUGGCCGGCACCGGCCGGGCCGACCCCCGGCUGGGGGACUGGCUGGUGUGGUCCAGCCGCGCGGACAAGGUCACCGCCAGCCCGGCGGUCUUCCUGGACCGGGGCGACGCCCGGUGGCACGCGCUGCAGGGGGCUUUCGUGCCGGACAUCGCCCUCAACGAGAGCCACGCCGUGGCGGUGCUCCUGCCUCGGGGCGGCGACCGCCCGGCGGAGGUGGUCCUGGCCGACGCCAGCAGCGCGCACUGGUAUGUCUUCCGCCCGGCGGGGGACAUGCUGCCGGCCGGGCGGCCGGUCGACCUGGCCGGCGCUCGCCAGCACCUCGGGCAGCUGCCGCGCGAGGAGCCCCUCGCCACGGAGGACCACUUGACCGUGCACUUCCAGGGCAUCGCCCUGCCGGCCGGCGGGUCGGUCACCCCGGCCGCGCUGCUGCUCCUGACGCGCACCUUCAUCGGGCUGGCGCUGCUGCACUGCCCCACGGGCGCCAUCGGGCCGUGCCACUUCCUGCCGGCGGCCUUCGUCGACCUCCCCCUGGCCAUGCGGCUGCCCCCGGGGUCGGGCUUCUGGCUGCCGGCCGUGGCGCAGGAGGUCGACCCGGCCGCCCGGGCGGCCGCCGGCCUGGCCCCGGAGCAUGCGCUCACCCUGCUGGCCUUCGCCCCGGACACCGGGCCCAUCAGCGUCGAGGUGCUGGUCGAGUGCCCGGCCGGCACCUUCGGCCCGGACUGCCGGCCCUGCCAUGCCUCCUGUGCCACGUGCCACGGCCCGGGCGCCGACCGGUGCUCCACCUGCCGGCACUGGGUCGACCACCUGCCGGAGGAGUGCCUGGCCGCCUGCCCGGCCGGGCUCUUCGCCGAGCCCCAGGGCCGGUGCACUUGCCAUGCAUCCUGCCUGGCCUGCUCGGUCGCCGGCACCGGGGACUUCCGGUGUGACACCUGCCCGGCGGGCACCGGGCCGGACCCCAUAGGCCGCGAGCCCUUCCGGUGCUUCGCCUGCGCCGCCCCGUGCGCCGAGUGCAGGCACGCCGAUGACCCGGCCGCGUGCACCCGCUGCCCGCCGGAGGCCUGGCUCUUCGAGGGGUCCUGCCUGGCCAGCUGCCCGGCCGGCGCCUGGCCCGAUGCCGACACCCAACGCUGCCAGCCCUGCCCGGCCGGCUGCACCACCUGCACCUCGGCCAGCAUCUGCACCGGCUGCCACGACCAGCGGUACCUGGAGGCUGACGGCCUGUGCCGAGCCUGCCAUUCAUCGUGCGCCGCCUGCGACAAUGCCACCAGCUGCGCCGCCUGCCGGCCGGGGCUGGUCUUCCUGGCCACCGAUGCCGGGCAGGCCUCCCU